Hevea brasiliensis (rubber tree) is the source of this 435-nucleotide messenger RNA. RefSeq names its product extensin-like. Bases 1 to 435 code for a protein of 144 amino acids. NCBI's taxonomy places the organism in Eukaryota, Viridiplantae, Streptophyta, Magnoliopsida, Malpighiales, Euphorbiaceae. The record is from RefSeq and is a predicted model, not a curated record. The transcript has a single exon.
AUGAAGAUGUUUGCCAUCUGUGCUCAUUUUCUCCUAGUGGUGAUUGCAGUUGGAGGCGAUACUCUUUCAUUUGCCACUAUCACUGGAGCUUUUCCCAGCGAUGAGAGGUAUAGCACACCAUAUAAACCAGGCUAUAGCAAUCAUCUACCGCAGAAUAGGCAGUCACCACCUGUCCAUAAACACCCACCAUCUCACAAGCAAGCUCCGCCUUCUCAUGUCCAUCCACAACUUACCCAAUACUCACCACCUUCCAAUGGAUAUUCACCAGCUACCUUAAUGCCACCCUCUCGUGGAUGUCCUCCACUCUCACACAGACAUCCACCACCUACCCAAAUGCCACCUUCUCCACCCUAUGGACAUCCGCUACCUUCAUACGUAUCCUCCACCCUUAUAUGGAUAUCCACCACCCUUUCUUGGGUAUCCACCACCUACUAA